CGGAGAACUACAACUCUUAAAAGUGCCUUGAGCAUCAAGCUUGGCACAACUCGCAAUGAUAGCCUCAACUUUCUGGCCUUAGGAUACGGCCGACCUGCUGAAAUGGUGGACGCUCAUGACCACCGACAUCAUUGCCCACCUCUCUUUCGUCGAGUCCUUUGACAUGCUAGAGCUGGGCCAGGUGGUUAGAAAUCCAUUCGAUUGGCCUGUCUAUUGAAAACGUGGUCAUGCUGGGCAGGAGUUAGAAAAACGAAUACAUCGAAGCCCUGCAAUCACUUUUUGUAAUGACGGCGAUCCGCCAUGAGCUGCCGCUCCUAUACCGCAUAGCACGUGUCCUCCCAUUCAAAUCGAUACGGAACGGUGGAUGGUCAUGCUGUCAAGGCGGUGGUAAACUUGCGACGGAGCGGGCACUCUGCCAACCUAUUUGGAAACAUGCUUGCUGAGAGUGAGGUCGACGAAAAGUCGGAUCUGACGGAAGACCACAUCAAGACCGAGGCAGGAAACCUCAUCGUCGCUAGCUCUGACACGACGUCGGUGACCUUGACGUAAUUGAUCUAGGCUAUUCUAAAGAAGCCCGACCUUCAAGCUAGACUUGAGGAGGAACUGGCCGGCGUCGGUGACGAGUUGAACGACGCCACUCUCGAGCGACUGCCGCUGCUCAACGCCGUCAUCGACGAGACCCUUCGCCUCUACGGAGCGGCCCC
Colletotrichum navitas is the source of this 704-nucleotide messenger RNA. RefSeq lists its product as uncharacterized. The transcript has a single exon. The record is from RefSeq and is a predicted model, not a curated record. NCBI's taxonomy places the organism in Eukaryota, Fungi, Ascomycota, Sordariomycetes, Glomerellales, Glomerellaceae. The coding region runs from base 285 to 443 and encodes 52 amino acids.